CAACGCUGCUCAGUGCCCUUUCAUCCCCCGUGACAGGCAUACGUCACGCUCUUUCUCCUGACCAGCCCCGUGUGACCCCAGGCGAGGGCGAGGCAUGACCCUGGGGGAGUGAGCGUGCCAGGGGUCAGUGCCACCACCAGGACGCAGGAGGAGUGAGAUCAACCUAGCACCACCACCAGCACUACCAUGGCCAGCCUACCUCAGUGCCCGGCCUCCCUCAAGCAACUCCAGCACUACCUCAAGCUGGCCUCAGAUUAUGAUAAGAGGGAGCCUGUGGUGUCCUACUGGGCACGUCUCUACACGCUUCAGACGGCCCUCAAGAUUGACCGCAAGAGUCCCGAGGCGCGCGCCCUUCUCACGGGACUCAUGGACUACCUCGAGAACUUUAAGAAGGAGCAUCGCGACAACGACUCGGUGACCAAUGACGUGGCCGGCCAAGCACUUGUCGAGAACGUGGCCCACAAGCUGUUCAUGUGGGCCGAUGGGGAGGAUCGCGCGGCCAGGUUUAAUAAGAACGUGGUCAAGGUCUUCUACACGGCGGGGCUGCUGUUCGACGUGUGCGAGGUCUUCGGUGAGGUCCCGGAGGAGGUGACCAACCAGAGGAAAUACGCAAAGUGGAAGGCGACGUACAUCCACAACUGCCUCAAGAACGGAGAAACGCCCAUCCCCGGACCCAUGGCAGGAGAUGACGAGGGUUUGGGAGAGGAUGUCGGGGGAGCCGAGGGUGGUGAAGAGGCGGGUGCGGUGGGUGGUGCGGCGCUGGGCUGGUCACACCCACAGCCACACCCAGGCCUGCCCUCUGUGCCGGGUGAAGAUGAAGGUGCCGGGCUGCCCUCCGUGCCCUCCUCCUCCCCUCCCCCCCCGCCCACGGCACCCAGGACCUCAUACCCCCCACCCCCUCAGGUUCAGCCGCCAGCGCAUGUCCCGGCCGCCGCCCCAGCACGGCCGCCAGCCGCCGCCUUCCAGAUGCCUGAAGCUACUGGGGGCUCCGUACCACUGACGCCGGACAUGGUUGCCAAGGCCCAGAAGUACUGCAAGUGGGCUGUGUCGGCGCUGGACUAUGACGACUCACAGACAGCCAUUGGGAACCUGCAGAAGGCCCUUACCCUGCUCUCCACGGGCCAUGAUAGCUGAAGGGACCUGGCACACACCCUUAGUCCCGCACCUUCCCACUUUCCUCUUUCCCCCUCUGCUGUAAACAAUAGGAAAAGAUUGGAAAGAUUAUGUUAUGUUAUGUUAUGCUUGUAUCUCCCUAUCUCUCUCCCUUAAUUUCCUCCCUUCUCUCUCUCUCCUUACUAUGAACAUUGGGAAAGGUUUGCAAAGAUUGUGUUAUGCUGUCAUCUCCCUAUCUCUCUCUCCCUUCUUUCCCCUCUCUCCCUUUCUCUUACCUCCCUUCUCUCCCCUCCUCCUCUCUCUCUCUCUCCCUUUACUGUGAACAUUGGGAAAGGUUUGCAAAGAUUGUGUUAUGCUGUCAUCUCCCUAUCUCUCUCUCCCUUUCUCUUACCUCCCUUCCCUCCCCCUCUUCCUCUCUCUCUCUCACUAUGAACAUUGGGAAAGGUUUGCAAAGAUUGUGUUAUGCUUUCAUCUCCCUCUCUCUCUCCCUUCUUAGUCAACCUCUCAUUCACUCUCUCCCUCAAUGUCAUUCUCCCACACCCUUUCACUCCCUCCCUCCCUCUCCUUAGUCAACCUCUCAUUCACUCUCUCCCUCAAUGCCAUUCUCCCACACCCUUUCACUCCCCCUAAACUUAACCUACAGUCUGAGUUUCCUAUCCCAUCACUCGUAUCCCCCCCCUUUCGAUCGUCCUGGGUAAGUGCUGUUCCUGUUCCGAGGCCCUGUGCUGCUUAUGGGAAGGUCCUCCUCUCACGCGUAAUAAUAAUUCUUGUCGUACGUGAGUGUGGGGAAAGGGAUAGUAUGGAUGCGUAAUUGAUUUUUUUUUUUUUCAUUUUCGUAUGUUGAGAAAUUUAGUCCAAGAUGAUUUGUACUGUAAUUUGAUACACACACACACACACACACACACACACACACACACACACACACACUCUCUCUCUCUCUCUCUCUCUCUCUCUCUCUCUCUCUCUGUCUCUCUUCGGCUCAGUCCUGGGACCCGUUCUCUUUGUCGUUUAUAUCAACGACAUUGACCUUGGUCUCAAUAAUUUCAUUAGUAAAUUUGUGGACGACAUGAAAAUCGUCAGUGUGGUACUUAAGGAAUGUGACAGGCGGAGCCUACAAGAAGAUUUGCGUAAAAUAUCAGAUUGGUCAGUAAAAUGGGAAAUGCCUUUUAAUAUAAACAAGUGUCAGAUUCUGCAGGUUGGAUCUAGAACUAUAAAGAAGGACUGUGAAAUGUGCGGCGUUAAAGUUGAAGGCGUUCACUCGGUCAAAGAUCUUGGCGUCACAGUCGCGCCUGACCUCAAGUUUUCCCAGCGGUGCAACGAGUCCGUUAAAAAAGCAAACAGGAUGAUCGGUUUGAUUAAAAAAAAUUUCAUUCAAAAAUGAAGAUGUUAUACUACCUUUAUAUAAUAGUUUCGUCAGACCUCAUUUGGAUUAUGCCGUGCAGUUUUGGUCUCCCCACCAUGCGAAAGACAUUGCUAAAUUAGAAGGUGUUCAGCAUACAGCAACCAAGAUGAUUCCUUCAUAACAAAACAAACCCUUUGAGGAAAGGCUGUCACAUCUAAACCUGUUUUCUCUUGAAAAAUGCCGCCUCAGACGAAAACUGAUAGAGUGCUUUAAAAUACUUAACGGUUUUACCAACGUGGAUCCGACCAAGCUGUUUGUGAUGGAUGAUUCGACGCGAACGAGAAAUAAUGGCGCUAAACUCAAAUGUAGACAAGUUCAUUCAGAUCGCACAAAAUUCUUCACUAAUGCUGUCGUUCGAGAUUGGAACAGAUUACCGCCAUCACUGGUGCAGUGUAACUCAAUUGCAUCGUUUAAGAAUAAUCUUGACCGCUAUCUCCUCCAUCUAAAUGUUCACUGGGUCAGUUUCAACGCCAUGGUGGCCGCAUAACAACUGUCACCUAGGUUUAGGAUAGCCCACCUAGUUUGGGCCUUAGGGCCUGUGUGGUCUGGUUAUCUAUGUAAUUCUGUCUCUGCCGCUCUCUCUCUCUUAAGGACAGACCACAUAGUCUGGACCAUGGGGUCUGUGUGGUCUGUUUUUCUAUGUAAAUCUAUGUAAAUCUCACACACACACACACACACACACACACACACACACACACACACACACACACACACACACACAGGUUAAGAAAAGUAUCAGAAGCCAAUGUGGAAACUUGCAACAUCAUACCUACAAAGUCCUUACCUUACCUUACCUUGCCUUGCCUUACCUUACCUUACCCUACCUUACCUUACCUUACCUUACCUUAACUUGCCUUACCAGUGGCUUUAUGAUACUUUUUAUAGCAUGUGUGUGUAGUUGAUUCUCCCUUAGGCCUUCUGUAUGAUUUAUUUAUAUGAUUAAAUCCGUUUCCAUGUGUAGAUUCAGUCAGUUUGAGGCUCAUAUUUCUAAACACAUCAUCCCCUUACUAUGCUAGUUUCAAAAAGGUUCCAGAGUUGCCGGGUGUUCCAGGGACGGUUUUGUGACCCUGGUGAUAGUUUUACACGACCUCUGCAUCUUGAAGGGGAAAAAACACCCAUGAAAACCCGGUUACUCUUCCCUGUGACCUGCGGAGACCGUCGUAAUGGGGGCCCGGUACGCCUGUUUGAAAAGCCUCUCGUGGUAGUUGCUUGGGUUUUCAUGGACUGUUUUGUUGUUCCAGUGAUAGUUCUACAUGACCUCUGCAUCUUGAGGGGGAAAAAACACCCAUGAAAACCCGGUUACUCUUCUCUGAGGCCUUGGGAGACCGUCGUAAUGGUUCCAGAAAUGUUUAAGAAUAUGAACUUACGUCACCAUUUUUUCGGUCAGUCACUCUGUUUUAAGUAUUUACGAGUUAGUGCGUCAUCCAGCUGUUGUGCGGAUGAGAGAGGGUCAUCAGCCACGUGUCCUCAGCCUUGGUCAUCCGUAUCCCUUCAUCCGAGCGGGUUAAACUUAGAUUCGGUUUCUACCCUCCUUUCAUCCCCUCUCUCUCCCUCUCCCUCUCCCUCGUCCCAGCCUAAGAUUCGGUUUACGUAACUCUAUGCCAUUUCUCUGUUUCCUACCCUCCUUUCCUCCUCCUCUCUCCCUCUCCCUCCUCCCAGUCUAAGAUUCGGUUUACGUAACGCUAUGCCAUUUCUCCGUUUCCUACCCUCCUUUCCUCCCCUCUCUCUCUCCCUCCUCCCAGCCUAGUGUACAGCGACCACUAUACAUAUAAGUUCAGUGUUGUGCCUUGCCGCUGCCUCCUCCCUUUCUAGAGCAUAGCCGUCAAGUGUUACUGUAGCGCAUAAGGUCUGUUAAGCACCUGCCAGCCUGUGUCCAUUCCACUCAGCAUUAUAAUAAGAUAUACAACCAGUGGAAGUAUGUUAACCCAGGAUGCAUGUGUGUGUGUGUGUGAGGGGAACUUGGUACGGUUGGAAGGUACGGUUAAUCCAGGGCGCAAAUUCAUGUACGUCGGGUGUAUGAGGGAGAAAACGUAGGGGACGGGAAAGGAAGGUACGGUUAAUCUAGGACUUGAAUAUGAAAGGUACGGUUAAUCCAGGGCGCAAAGUUAGGUAAAGGAAAGGAAAGGGAGAGGAAGGGGAGGGAAGGAAAAAGGAAUGACUGCUUAAAAUUGACUGAAAAGGUCGCAAAGGCAGGGAAAGAUUGACUGAAAAGGUCGCAAAGGAAGGGAAAGAUUGACUGAAAAGGUCGCAAAGGCAGGGAAAGAUUGACUGAAAAGGUCGCAAAGGAAGGGAAAGAUUGACUGAAAAGGUCGCAGAGGAAGGGAAAGAAAAAGGACUGACUAACUGACUGGGUUCAUUCUCGCCUCCCAAGCAGAUCGGACAUAAAGCAAACUUGGUGAAUCUAUAACCGUACGCUUUAAUGAAUAGGGUUAAGUUAUGAAUAAAACUCUGAAAUGUA
Messenger RNA from Eriocheir sinensis (Chinese mitten crab), 4973 nucleotides. RefSeq names its product vacuolar protein sorting-associated protein VTA1 homolog (gene Vta1). The record is from RefSeq and is a predicted model, not a curated record. The transcript is spliced from 9 exons. Bases 187 to 1134 code for a protein of 315 amino acids. Gene Ontology annotation, biological process: late endosome to vacuole transport via multivesicular body sorting pathway. Gene Ontology annotation, cellular component: multivesicular body. Lineage: Eukaryota; Metazoa; Arthropoda; Malacostraca; Decapoda; Varunidae.